Molecule: messenger RNA, 1158 nt
Organism: Paramecium octaurelia
Lineage: Eukaryota; Ciliophora; Oligohymenophorea; Peniculida; Parameciidae
Source: the annotation of a GenBank genome assembly
AUGAACACCGAAUUUCUACCUAAAAUGAUUGAUGCACCUCUUGAUUUGGUUUGCUAAGCGCAUAAAAAUAAACCAGAAAAGGUUAUAAUGGAUCAAAAUACAAACCUUAAUUCGAGAUUAGCCUGCAAUAUGUGUGAGUUAGAAUAACAAAAUGCUAAUGUUGAGGAUUAUUAAGCAGUAGUUGAAGCUUUGCAAAACGAAAAGAUAAAGAGAUGUGAAAACAGAAAUAAAUUGUUGGUUGAAAGUUUAGAAUAGGCAGAAAACUUAGAAAAGAAUGUUGAUAGUGUUAUGGAAAAAAUAAAUGAUUAUUUUGAAUCAAUUAAAAACAAUGUGAAGAAAUUAACAGCUUCUUUAAAAGAUUAAAAAAAAUAAAACUUAGAGUACAGUUUCUUUGAAGAACUGGAAAUCUAUAUUAAAAAAAAAGAUUAAUCAACAGAGGAAAACGAUAUUGUAAAGAAAAUCAGAUAACAAAUAAUCAAUUCAUUUGGAAAUUUGAAAAGAAAAUUGGAAACAUUUCCUUCAAACCUAGAGAAAAUGUCAGAAAAUGUCUUAAAGAAAACUCAAGAAUUUUAUAGAAGGAAUUAUGAGGAAAUAAAUAAACCUUUAAAUUUAGAGUUGAGUGACACUUAAAAACAAAGAGAUCCUUGCUAUGCUUUAACCUUUUCUUAAGAAUUGCUUUUUACUGGAUGUGGAAAACAAAUUAAAGUUUGGAUCUUCAAUUAGGGAAAAAUGUAAGAGCAUACAAAACUUAAUGGCCAUGCAUUAUCUGUAACACGAAUUGUGACUAGUAACAAAGUUAAGAACAGUUUUAUAUCUGCAGCAGAAUGCGGAUCCCUAAUAAUUUGGAAGUAAAAGAAUGAAAAGGAAUGGGAAUCCUUAAAAAAACCAUCAUAUUGGACUAAUUGCAUAGUUUUAAAUAAAGAGGAAACAGAAUUGAUUUUAGCUGGUGCUAAUUGCGAAAUUGAUUUUUGGAGUGUGGAUUUCAAUAAAAAUUAAAUAACCUAUAAUUAUUCAUUGGAGAACAAUCAUUAAAAUACAAUAUUUGAUGUAACCUUAAAUUCAAAANAAGAUAAAAGCCACAUCAUAUACUCUAAUAAUAUGGAUAUUAAAUAUUUAUCAAUAUAUUAUAAAUAACAAUAUUAUUAAAUUAUGAUCUGA